AUGGCGCUUGAGCACGUCCAAGACCCCAAACCCGCAGAUGGCGCAAAGCCACUGUCGCGCAACCCAGCCACUGCAGUGCCCUCGCAACGAAGACACAAAGCGCCCACAGUGGAACGGGACCGUCCCAUCACCAAGAUGGAGGCUGGGCAACCACCCACCACGGCCCGCUCGUCUCGGAACAACUCCUCUGGCCUCUCACCCGCGACUCCGUUAUUGUCCAGCGUGCCUACGCCACCAUCGCUCCACGCUGCGAGCGUCUUCUCUCUGGUCUCGAUAUGCGCUCUUAGCGCAACGUGGGCUCUUGUCUCGAUGUUCUGGGACUUUCAUGGCCUUUUCGAAACCCACAAGGCUGGUCUUUUCAUGUGUGCCGGAGUGGCAGUACCCGUGCUCGUUCUCUUCAUGUUGGUCCGCGUGAUGUACGACCAGUUGUUCGGAGUGCUUGCGCGGGAACUGGAAGGGUUUCAAGCCGGUGCGUGGAUGAUGUGUUAG
Messenger RNA from Ascochyta rabiei, 489 nucleotides. RefSeq lists its product as uncharacterized. The record is from RefSeq and is a predicted model, not a curated record. The transcript has a single exon. The coding region runs from base 1 to 489 and encodes 162 amino acids. NCBI's taxonomy places the organism in Eukaryota, Fungi, Ascomycota, Dothideomycetes, Pleosporales, Didymellaceae.